Molecule: messenger RNA, 5406 nt
Organism: Sabethes cyaneus
Lineage: Eukaryota; Metazoa; Arthropoda; Insecta; Diptera; Culicidae
Gene: pygo
Product: protein pygopus
Exons: 3
Coding region: 1170-3581 (803 amino acids)
Source: RefSeq, a predicted model, not a curated record
GUGUGUUGUGUCCGCAGUGAGAGCUUCGCGAAAAGGAAAACGAUUUUUUCUGUGGAAAUAGUGCAUUUUAGCGGGCGAAACCGGUACUAAGUGCUAAUCGAAGUUUCCGGGUACGUUUUUCCGAUCGUUGGGUCGGGAAAUGCGUUGAGCCGGGCAGGUUUUUUGUCGAAGCAAAAAUCCAGUUCCCCGUUCGUUCGCGCGGUGCGUGUGUGUCGUCUCCAUCGCAGCACCACUUAAACCUGCAUGUGUGUAUAGGAUUCGGGAGAGCAGCAUAAUACCAAUACAAUAUCCGAAAGCACCCCGAGGUUAGCCAAAAAGCAGGGAAAAACUAGUUAGUUUUUGUUCCGGAUUUGACGGUAUAGUGAUUAUUGUCAGCGGCAGGACUGCUAGCAUAGACCUAGAUGGCGAGCGAAAGGAUUCCGGCCAUACAGGACAAGCCUGCCGUAGUGGCGGUGAUGUUUUGAUCGUGGAAUCUUGCGGCCACGACUAGCGAGAAGAAGAAGCCUUGCUCUACCUGGCGAACAAGCGAGCUUUGGCUCGAUCCAUUUGGAGUGUUGGUUUCGAAACUAAGCGCGAAAGGGAUAGCAAUAGCAGUGCAGCGCUGCGCUAAGGACUCCUCUUGUACAGACGAAUCCACACGGUGCACGGUGGAGUGCUUCCGGGAUGUAAGGAAAUCGCACCGAAAUGCGUAUGCCGUUCGGAAUGUCUGAUUCGAAAUUAUUGCAUUUAUCAUCGGUUCGCAGCGAAUAUAUCAUACGGAAAGAAUGGACUAACAUGUGCAGUAAACCAUUCCUCGCGGACAGUGCCCCGGCUGGCCCAGUGAAGAAAAAAAGUCCAUGCCAAUAAAAGUGCUGCUCUAUUCGAACGCUCAGAAAUGCUCCUCAAAUUAAACCAUGUUUUUUAAUGCUUCAAUAGUGUGCACCGAAACAAAACACAAAACAAGUUGUGACAGUAAUAAUAAUCCGAAGAGCAAUAACAGUUUACAAACCAACAACGCACGUAGAACAAAACUUGUAGCACCCAGUGUAUAGUGAAUGUGUAGCUUCUGUUCUAUAGAUUCGUCGGGAGCAAAAUUAGUAAUACGCUCAAAGUGAUCGUCUGUGACAAUUUUUCGUAUAGCGCGAUUGUUCUUUAGCUGUCUAUGGUGUGUGCUUGUAUAUAGUCAAGUUAUGACACACAAUUUAGGAAUGGCAUCGUAUCGAUUACCAGGCUCUGGAUUGGGAUGUCCGCCGGAUUUCAAAUCACCAUCAGAGUCGCCCCAGCUACCGAUCUCGGCGCCUAGUCAGCCGAAGAAGCGAAGAAAAGCCUCGAAUGCGAAUAGUGCGAACUCUGCGGCCUCGCAACCGACGCCGACCCCUUCACCUCAAGAUCUACUGCCACCCCCACCGACGGGAUACGGUGAUACCAUUGUGGCAUCGAAUCCGUUUGAUGAUACGCCCACGCAUACACCAUCUCCUCAUCUCGGACACAUGCAUCACGGAGGCCCAGGAAUGAUGGGCCACAUGGGUGGUGGAGCGAUGGGGCAUGGAGGUCCAAUGGGAAUGAACCAUAUGGGUAUGCAUCCACAUCACAUGGGCGGACCAAUGGGACAUCAUGGGCCACCACAUGGUCCACCCCACGGAGGACCGCAUGGAGGACCAAUGCACGGAAUGCCACCUCAUGCAAUGGGUCACGGACCCGGUCACGGAUCUCCUCAUCAUGGUAUGGGUCCUCACGGUCCAAUGGGUCCUGGUGGUCCACAAGGCCCUCCAAUGCGAGGAAUGAGUAUGGGUAUGGGCAGUCCUAUGGGACAUCCCUUGCAUAUGAACUCUGCAAUGGGACAAAUGGGCGGUUUGGGUCCUCACGGACCCAUGCAACGAGGAGGAAUGAGCCCUAUGGGUACAAUGCCAGGUGCGCAAAUGGGAGGUCUUAGUCCGAUGGGUGGCAUCAAUCAGAACCUGUCCCCAAUGGGACCAAUGGGUGGAAUGUCACCAAUGAGUCAGCAGCAAAUGAAUAACAAAUCCGUAGGAAGUCCAAUGAGCGGCGGAAAUAUAGGCAGUCCGAUGAGCUCUAUGCCUGGUAUGGGGUCGCCUCAUAGUGGAGGACAAGGUCAAAUGUUGGGUAGUCCUAUGAACACGAGUGGCGGUCACAUGAACAAUGGUCCUAUGGGACCUCCAAUGAAUAGUCCUCUUGGAAAUGGACCUCCAAAUCACGUUCCCAUGGGUCCGCAUUCGGCAGGCCAUAGUCAACCGGUGUCAUCGGCUGCACAAACCGUCGGAGGGCAGACCUCGCCGAACAUGGCAGGCGUCAAUAGUAAUAAUAGAAUGAACUUACCCAACGGUGCAAUGACAAAUCAGCAAUCAGGGAACCCCAAUCAAUUACCUCAUCAGCUGGGCCAUCAACAGCAACCGAAUAGUCAGCAGGGGCCAGGUCAAUCCCAACAGCAGCAAGCAAAUCCUCAACUACAAAUGCAAGUGAGUCAGCCUAACCAGUCGCCUUCGAUGGCAGCAAAUCAACAGCAGCCUCCGAAUCAAUCUCCUGCCGCUCAAUCACAGCCUCUGCCACCUCAUCCGCCUCAUCCUCAACAGCAGCAACAAUCGCAUGCAUCACCGUUGCCGCACCAGUCACCUCAUGCUCACCACCAGCAAGGUCCCGGUACAAACAGUGGUUCCGUUGGUAGCGGUCCCGGCUCGGGUGGGUCGGGUCCAGGAGGUCCGGUAGGACCACAGCAGCAACAGCAGAUGAAUCCGGCCGGUGUCGGUCCUGGAAGCAACAGUUUAGGUGGCAUGAACCCCGCUGGUAUGGGCCCUGGUGGAAUGGGUGGCAUGCCAUCGAAUCCCAUGGGUGGAAUGAAUCAUCAUCCUUCGCAUCAUCCCGGCAAUCAUCUCGGAAACCACCCUGGAAAUCAUCAACAAAAUCCUCAUAUGCCACCUUCGCUAGGUGGUGGAGGAGGUGGAGGCAGUGGAGGUCCAAACAGCAUGCAUCAUCACAUGGGAAUGUUACCACACGGAAAUAUGCUACCAGGCCAUGCAGGGCAUAGGCCAAUGGGUCCAGGUGGCCCAAUGGGCCCCGGCGGUCCCGGUGGCAUGGGAAUGGGAGGACCCCCAAUGGGUGGCCACAUGGGUCAUAUGGGCGGUAUGGGUGGUGGCAUGGGCGGUAGCCCACUGCAGUCUCCACACAUGAUGGGAGGACCGGGAGGUCCUGGUGGGCCAAUGGGUGGCCCCGGCGGACCAAUGGGCGGUCUGGGACCGCCGGGAAAUGGACCACCACCGCCGAAUCAUCACCAUCACAUGGGUAUUUUUGGCCCGAAACCGAUGCCAGUGACAUCCGGGAAGCUGUACCCGCCGGAUCAGUCGAAAGUGUUCAACCCACAGAAUCCGAACGCACCUCCCAUCUAUCCGUGCGGGGGCUGCCACAAAGAGGUGCAUGACAACGAUCAAGGAAUCUUGUGCGAAUCUGGGUGCAACUUUUGGUUUCAUAGAACGUGCAGCGGUCUAACAGAAUCGGCCUUUCUCAUGAUUCACCAAGAGGUGUACGCCGAAUGGUGCUGUGACAAGUGUCUGUCUUCCAAGAACAUACCGCUGGUGAAGUUCAAACCGUAGUCGCUAACAGAGCUAACAAACAGCAGACAACAACCAACCGACAGCAUCACAUCGCAUCCACUGGAACGCGACAUGGAAAUGGAUCGAUCGGCGAGAAAGCGCAGCUACCGAAUCAUUAUUGUUUGUGCUUGUUUUUCUUUGCUUAUUUUUCUGUUGUACGCGCUGAGUGAAAAAUCCUCUGUAAAUAGAGUGUAUGCGAACGUUUUUAUUUUUUGUAGAAAUGGAGCAAUUGCAUGAUUAGUGUGCGAGCGAGGUGAUUGGAUGUUUACAUUUUGUUUUGUACAAGAAUAAAGCCGAAUCCAUGGAAACUAAUAGCUAAUUUCUGACUGCUUACCAUUUAUGUAAGAACCGACAAGGAAUACUAAACAGCGACAUACUAUAGUGUUCUAUCAGAAAGCAACAGAUGGGAAAGAAAGCAAAUGCAGUAGAUAGUUGAAUACGAAAUUUAAAGUGUAUGUAUAGCGACAAUGGAAGCAGAGCGCCAUAGUUAAGUUGUUUUUUAGUUUCUUUCCCAAUAAAUAGUACACUGCUGUAUGAUCGUCGCAUUUGCGAGACAAGUACUGUAAAAAUGAGUGAAAAAAUAACGCAAAAGCAUUUUGCGAGCAAUGUUUUCUACGGAAGUAAAAGUUGCUUCAGUAAAAAAAAGGACGAUGAAAAAUAUAAUACUUAAGUUUUAGCGCGGUAAGGAAAUGGAAUCAAAAAUGGCCUUCUCAAAUAUAUACAUAGAAAGUAUGGUUUAAUUAUUAAUAAAAAAAAGUAAAAAUGCAGAAAAAAUAACUGAUAAGUAAGUGAAAUAUUUAUAUUAUUUAAACGCUAUCCCUGAUGAGCGAAAAUGUUAGACAGUAGCGUACUUUGAGUAAAUGAGGAUGUUCUAUAUGAUAUGUAUUUUUUCUCGAGAAAAUUUAUCUUUGAAGAAGAGGAGAACUGAAAAAAACACGGCACACAGUUCUCCGGGAAGAAGAACGUUGCAUAGUGCUUGAUAUUUGAAGGCGUCUAAAACAUGAAAGCUGGUUAAUUAAACUAUUCGGCCUGGAGAAUUUAAGCUAUCUAUCCUUCCUUUAGUUCGGUAAUCAAAUGGCGUGUAUGUGUUGUACGCAUGCAAGCAAAAUCCGAGAAUUUCCGCUAAAAGUUCAGAAAACGCCCAAAAACGAAUGCAAUAUAGACUGUACCGCUUUGAAAGGAUAGACCUUCCUUUAGUCAAACGAUGGGCGCGAUCGUUUUUAAAUGCCAUAGUUUUCUUUUGUGCUUGUCGAAAACAACCAGUGACACAAUCAGAACCUAUUCGACCGUUUGUAUGUAGUCGCCGUUCCUUUAUCGAAAGGAAACUUAGAGCUGCCAAACAACGGCUCUAGGCAGCAGCAUAGAUCGGUUGAAUUAUUUUAUAUUGAAUUUUGUUUAUUUCAACAAUUACGUUAGUCUGAUUCGAAUCAGGAAUAAAAAAUGUAAGAAAGAACACGGGAAAAAACAACAACAAAGAAAACAAGAGAGAUUAUAAACUUAACAGCAACACGCUUAUAGCCUUCAAAGUUUUUUUUUCUGACAUUUACCCUUCAUUUAGUUUAAUUUUCGUUUGUAAUUUCUUCACGUAACGCUUGCACAAAGUGCACAUCGGAGUGUUUUGCAGAUUCUUAUCUUAAAUUGGAUUUCAAUUCAGACACAUCCUAAUUUUUGAAAGAAAGCUUUCAAGUUCAAAUACAUCCGAUAGCCGAAGGAGCGAAUGAAAAAAAAAAUGAUAAAAUUAACGAGCGCUGCGUUGUAACAGGACAUUUUUAGUUAAUUCUUUCUAUCGUAAGGUGUUUAAUUUGCCUGUACAUAUAGGUCUUUA